CCGGCCCAUUGUAUUACAGAAGUAUGACUUUUAAAGAUCCACACUCAGGCCCAUUAGAAGGCCCAAACACACAAUGGGAAGGAAGAAUCAUAAUCAGAUUAAGAAACAUUCCUUGGAUUUCACAAUUAUUUACGGUUUUGACAUAAAUGACGAACACGGCGGCGACAUCGGAGGCGAAGUUGGCGACCGAGCCACCGAAGAUAGUGUGGAACGAGGGGAAACGGCGAUUCGAGACGGAGGAUCACGAAGCUUUCAUAGAAUACAAGAUGAGAAACAACGGUAAAGUGAUGGAUCUGGUUCAUACUUACGUUCCUUCCUCCAAACGAGGAUUAGGUUUAGCUUCUCAUCUCUGCGUCGCCGCUUUCGAACACGCCUCUUCUCAUUCCAUCUCCGUCAUCCCUUCCUGCUCCUACGUUUCGGAAACGUUUCUUCCUCGAAACCCGUCAUGGAAGCCUCUGGUUCAUUCAGAGGUAUUCAAGUCUAGUAUCUGAAUAACACUUCUUUCUCAUUCUGCUCUGUAAUAAAUAAAGUAAUGUCUCUAAAAUUGUCUUAUAUGACUAACAAUCGUUUGAUGAUUGUAAAUUUGUAAUCAAAAUCAGAAUGAGUGAAUCUUAUGAAUCCUACUGCUUUUGAUUACCUUCGAGCAAUGUAUCGAAAUUGGGAUCUACUAGCUCGUGCUUUUUGGUGUAAUCAAAUCAAGAUUACAGU
Molecule: messenger RNA, 708 nt
Organism: Arabidopsis arenosa
Lineage: Eukaryota; Viridiplantae; Streptophyta; Magnoliopsida; Brassicales; Brassicaceae
Source: the annotation of a GenBank genome assembly